AUGUCUCUGGGCUUCAUGAAUAGUCUCAGGAGCUUCAGAGUACCCACCUUCUCAACAAGGGGUUCUGUGGUAGCAGGCGUCGUAGGGUUAACCAUGCCUCGAUACUGCCUUUUUGGUGACACUGUAAAUACCGCGAGCAGAAUGGAAAGCAACGGGAAGCGUGAGUUGCAUUUGAUUUCAAUGUUCGCUGAGUUCCACAGCCGAUUUUGA
Molecule: messenger RNA, 210 nt
Organism: Cooperia oncophora
Lineage: Eukaryota; Metazoa; Nematoda; Chromadorea; Rhabditida; Trichostrongylidae
Source: the annotation of a GenBank genome assembly